AUGGAGAUAGCUUUGUUCAGAAAAAAAGAAGAACCCGCUACAAGCCUUGCAACUAUAAAAUGUAAGAUUAAGCGCCAAAAAAUUCCGGCAAUGCUACUCGAUAGUGAUGCUGAAAUGGCAAUUGUAACAGAAGAUAUUGUUAAACGUGUGGGUGCACAAAUAGAUAAAUCAGAAAAAUACGAUCUAAGUGGUAUUGCCACUAUUCCAAUUGAAUCUAUUGGUAUU
Paraglomus brasilianum is the source of this 225-nucleotide messenger RNA. The record is from the annotation of a GenBank genome assembly. Lineage: Eukaryota; Fungi; Glomeromycota; Glomeromycetes; Paraglomerales; Paraglomeraceae.